Messenger RNA from Perca fluviatilis (European perch), 4308 nucleotides. RefSeq names its product angiomotin (gene amot). Bases 983 to 4084 code for a protein of 1033 amino acids. Gene Ontology annotation, molecular function: signaling receptor activity. Gene Ontology annotation, cellular component: cytoplasmic vesicle; bicellular tight junction; plasma membrane. The transcript is spliced from 14 exons. NCBI's taxonomy places the organism in Eukaryota, Metazoa, Chordata, Actinopteri, Perciformes, Percidae. Gene Ontology annotation, biological process: actin cytoskeleton organization; hippo signaling; angiogenesis. The record is from RefSeq and is a predicted model, not a curated record.
UCCUCGAUAUUCCUUUUUCAUCUUUUCAUGUUCAUUACUGUGAGAUGGGCCUCAAAACUAACACAAUAGCCUGAUAAACAAACGGACUCGCGUCGUAUUUGUCAGAUAUAAGCUAUUCUUAAAAGACAAAGUUAACCUACUGAAAUUUGACCAUAAAAAACUCGAUUUCAUAUUUAGUAUGUUUGUGCUUUACUUUGUGCUUGAACUUAUGGUUUAGCCUUGUAUUUGUUAGGCCACUUUUAAAGGCUCGUCUGUUACGCAUCUGUUGAAUAAUAAUAAUAAAAUUAGAUUUCUUCGAUUAAACAGGACGUUGGAGCAGGGAAAUCCUUCAGUUUCCAUUACCAGGAGAAGGGCGACGAGGAGGGGGAGGCUGGACAUUCUUCUCAUACUGCAGAGCAGGCAGGGGGGAGCUUCCUGCCACUACUCCUGUACCGCUUCUUUUUUACGGUUAAACAUGAAAUUCACAGGAAAGGACGAAGACUUUGUGGACGCGAACAAGCUUCUUGGACUUCUCCCGGAGCAGGAAUUCAAACUCGCGGCGAGACCAACCAUUGACCGGCGGCAGCCAGUUUUAUUGUUGUAAAGGGAGAUUUUCUGCAGCCCGAGGAACCGCUUCAGCCCCGCAGGAAAGGAGAAACAUAACAAAAAGUGAUGUUUCGCUGAGUUGGAGUACCGGGAAAGUAAACGGAAGAAACUCCAGUGAAAGAGAAAUGCUGACCAGUGCCUCUACAUCUUAGAGCUCCUUGAUGACUUGCUGAGCCUGCAGGGAGGCCAGAACCAGGUGUUAAACUACCGGACACCACCAGGCUACCACCACCUAUCACCAGCCCAACUCCACCACAACAACAACAUCAGCCCUAUCUUUGUGCUUUCCCUCAGCGAGCCCCACCUGGGUCUCCCGGUAGUCCUGCCGCAGCAUCAAAACAUGAGCAGCUGUUGCCACUGACGCCGCCAGGAGAACACAGUGAGAGCAACCAUCCAGAUGUUUCGGAAAAAAGCAUCUUCCUCCUUGAGAAUGAGAAGAAUAACAGAAAACGCUAGAUGGAGUAUUGACCGUGGGCGAAGCUUGUCUUUCCAUGAGGUGCGUGGCCAGUGUGAGGCAGAGAUGAGGGCCGCAGCCGAGGAGACGUCCACCAGCAGCAACAGUGUAGGAGGUGGCGGCAGCACCGUCCUGCAGCGCCUGCUGCAGGAGAAAAUGAACCGUAAUUACGUGCUCCAACAGCAGCAACAACAACAAGGAAGUGGAGGGGUUUUUUCCGGACAGGGACAUAUAUGCCCCUCUGAUGAUCACUCCAUGACCCCCCACAUUGCCCGGCAGGAGCCCCAAGGACAGGAGCUGCAGACGGACAAUGGCCUGGAGAAGCUGGGCUCCACCAGAGUAGGAGGAGGCAGUGGAGGGGUAGGGGGUUUAGGGACUGGAGGUGGAGGAGGAGGCAACACUGGAGGUGCUGGGAGCAGCCAAGGGCAGUGCCCGAACCCCGAGGACCUCCCUACGUACGAAGAAGCCAAGGUGCAGUCACAAUACUUCCGUGGCCAUGGUCCUCCUCCUCAGGCUCAGCAGCAGAACAGCCAGCCCCAGCAGCCUCCUCUCCCUGGCUCAGUGGGCACUGCCUUCUACGUUACUGGGGUGACCAGUGCCAAGGUGCGUACUGAGGGUCGCCCCACGGUGCAGCGAGUGAGCGGCACAGGGAGAGUGCACCAGGAUGAUGGUCUAAAGGAUCUGAAGCAAGGACACGUUCGCUCUCUCAGCGAACGACUUAUGCAGCUGUCCCUGGCCACCAGUGGCGUGAAGGCCCAUGCUCCUGUCACCAGCGCCCCACUCUCACCCCAACUGCCCCCACCAGGGCCACCAGGCGACUACUACAAGUCGCAGCACCGGGGCCCGCCUCCAGACUACCCAUUCAAAGGACUGGGCUCGCCUACCAAGCAACAGGAGCCUGGAGACCAUUUUUACCAAGAGCAGAGAGGGAGGGAGCUCUCGAGGGAGGUGCCCCAUGUCCGAUACCAGCCCCCACCUGAGUAUGGCUCAUUCAGGUCCAGUAAGGAGGGUUCGGUCCACUUCCAGAGGCCCCUUCAUCAGCACAGUCCCACCUCCUCUGUCACAUCUAUGGGAUCCUUGUCCCGCACCCAGUCCUCAACCCUAAGCAGCAUGCUCAGCGUCUCCCAUCCGUCCUUCCCUCACCAGCACCCACAGAGUCAGGGUGAGCCCUUUCCUAGCAUGGGUCCCCGCAGUACGCAGGGUCCCUACCAGCCAGGGGCGCCCUUCACCCUGGGGCCUAUUCACCCACCACCAAGAGGUCACAUUUUCCCUCAUGACCCCUAUGGCUCCACUUCAAGGAUGCACCAUCAGCAGCACCAUCAGUAUCAACAACAACAGCAGCAGCAGCAGCAGCAGCAGUUCCAAGAACCUCCCCAGCCCCAACCGCCAGUACAGGCUGGACAUUUUCCCCAUCCGCACUCCUACUCCCAACUGCAGGGGGAGCCUUUUGCUAUGAUGGUGCGCGCGAACCAGAUGGUGGAUGUGCUAACGGAGGAGAACAGGAUGCUAAGGCAGGAGAUGGAGGCUUGCCGUGAGAAAGUCACCAAGUUGCACAAGUUGGAAACAGAGAUCCAGCUGGUGUCAGAGGCAUAUGAAAACCUUGCCAAGUCCUCCUCUAAGAGGGAGGCCCUGGAGAAAACCAUGAGGAACAAGCUGGAGCUGGAGGUGCGCCGGCUGCACGACUUCAACAGGGAUCUCCGAGAACGAAUGGAGACGGCCAAUAAGCAGCUAGCUGCUAAAGAGUGUGACGGCUCAGAGGACAACCGCAAAACCAUCUCACAGCUGCUUGCACAGAACAAAGAGACGCUCCGUGAGAAAGAGAAGCUGGAGAUGGAGUUUAACGCGCUGCGCUCCACCACUGAGGACCAAAGGAGACACAUUGAGAUCAGAGACCAGGCACUCAAUAACGCCCAAGCCAAAGUGGUCAAGCUGGAAGAGGAGCUGAAGAAGAAGCAGGUUUACGUUGAGAAGGUGGAGAGGAUGCAGCAGGCUCUAGCUCAGCUUCAGGCAGCCUGUGAGAAGAGAGAACAACUCGAGCAUCGACUCCGUACUAGACUGGAGAGAGAGCUGGAGUCACUACGCAUGCAGCAGCGUCAGGGAGGCACUCAAAGCAGUGGUGUAGUCCCAUCAGAGUACAACGCCACAGCGCUGAUGGAGCACCUGAGGGAGAAGGAGGAGCGGAUCCUGGCUCUGGAGGCCGACAUGACCAAAUGGGAGCAGAAGUAUUUGGAGGAGAGCGUGAUGAGGCAAUUUGCCCUGGACGCCGCUGCCUCUGUCGCCACUCAGAGGGAUACAUCUGCAGCAGUGAUAAGCCACUCUCCCAGCAGCAGCUACGACACAUCAGUGGAGGCUCGAAUUCAGAAGGAAGAAGAGGAGAUUCUCAUGGCCAAUCGGCGCUGUCUGGACAUGGAAAGCAGGAUAAAGAAUCUCCAUGCCCAGAUCAUAGAGAAAGAUGCUAUGAUCAAGGUGCUUCACCAGCGCUCCAGGAAGGAGCCCAUCAAGCCUGAUACGCCAUCUGCUAUGAGGCCCUCCAAGUCACUUAUGUCUAUUUCCAACACUGGCUCCAGCGGUUCAGGACUACUCUCUCACAGCCUGGGGCUCAGUAGCUCGCCCAUCACCGAAGAACGCAAGGACACCAGUUGGAAGGGCAGCCUGGGGGUUCUGCUGGGUUCUGAAUUUCGCACAGAGUCUCUCAGGACAGAGUCAAUCUCAUCAUCCCCCUCACCGGUGCUUUCUUCCACCCCAAUGACCACAGGCCACUCAAAGACAGGCAGCAGGGACAGCUGCACACAGACUGAGAAGGGACAGAGUCAGGACACCAGCAAGCCCAGCACUCCAGCGCUGCAGAGCAUGACGCUGCCCGCUCGCCUGUCCAGCCCCAGCCCAGUCUACAUUCCGGACCGCAUAGCAGAUGUGCCAAUUUUUCACAGCAGCACCCUGGAGCGGAGGCUCCCCGUCCAGUCCCACCCACAGCAACAAGCCCCUCCUCCAGCCCACCCAACCCAACAGGACGUGGACAACGAUAUGGUGGAGAUCCUCAUCUGACCCCAUGACCUCUGGAAAAAACAAGUGAUAGGAGGGCAGCUCCAUCAGACAAACACAGUGACAAUUAUCCAGGCUAAUCCUCAACCUGCAGCUCUGUCUGUGUGACCCACACUAAGAGAUAUAUUCAUACACUUAUGUUUACAUGUGCAUUCACUUUAAGCCUAUCCUGGAGUUUUUACACAUUUCCUUCAUUCCUUCCAGUAAAGGAAUGGAGGAAAUGUCGU